This is a messenger RNA of Photinus pyralis (common eastern firefly), 2184 nucleotides long. It is a transcript of the gene Pka-R1, whose product is annotated as cAMP-dependent protein kinase type I regulatory subunit. Lineage: Eukaryota; Metazoa; Arthropoda; Insecta; Coleoptera; Lampyridae. Gene Ontology annotation, molecular function: cAMP-dependent protein kinase regulator activity. Gene Ontology annotation, biological process: regulation of protein phosphorylation. The record is from RefSeq and is a predicted model, not a curated record. The transcript has 4 exons. The coding region runs from base 143 to 1264 and encodes 373 amino acids. Gene Ontology annotation, cellular component: cAMP-dependent protein kinase complex.
GUUCGCAAACGUCAAAAUUUUUCUAUACUAACGAAAUUUUGAUACAAAAAAUAAGUGUUCAGUGUUUCUAACUUUUUUUAAGGACUCACUUUGUAGACAUUUUUCGAUUAAUCGUGCUGUGAUUUAUAAUAAGUGUAUUAUAAUGGCAACAACAAACAUGGAAGAGGAGCAGGCGAUUAGGGAAUGCGAAGCAUACGUACAAACGCACAAUAUUCAGCAGAUCCUUAAGGAUUGCAUCGUUCAAUUAUGUGUAAACCGUCCCUCUAAUCCCAUCUCAUUUCUGCGAGAGUAUUUCCAAAGACUGGAAAGGGAGCAGGCGUUAGAUGCCAAACAGCAGGCUGUCUCUCCCGAGGACACGGAGGACCUGUCGCCGCUGCCCGCCCACACGCAGCAGCCGGUCAGGCGGCGCGGCGGAAUCUCCGCCGAGCCCGUUACGGAGGAGGACGCGACGAGCUACGUGAAAAAGGUCGUGCCGAAGGACUACAAGACGAUGGCCGCACUGUCGAAGGCUAUCGCGAAGAACGUGCUCUUCUCGCAUUUGGACGAGAACGAGCGGUCGGACAUUUUCGACGCCAUGUUCCCCGUCAACUGCCUGCCCGGCGAACCAAUUAUACAACAGGGUGACGAGGGGGAUAAUUUUUAUGUCAUCGAUCAAGGAGAAGUCGAGGUGUACAUCAAUAACGAAUUGGUAACGACGAUUAGUGAAGCGGGCAGCUUCGGCGAGCUGGCAUUAAUCUACGGUACGCCGAGAGCCGCGACGGUUAAAGCAAAGACUGACGUUAAAUUAUGGGGCAUCGAUAGAGAUUCGUAUCGGCGCAUUCUAAUGGGCUCAACGAUAAGGAAACGAAAAAUGUACGAGGAGUUCCUGUCGAGGGUGUCGAUUCUCGAAAAUUUGGACAAGUGGGAACGUCUCACCGUCGCCGACGCGCUGGAGCCGGCCAGCUUCGAGGAUAAGGAGACGAUCGUGCGGCAGGGCGAGCCCGGCGAUGACUUUUACAUUAUAGUCGAAGGCCAGGCUUUAGUUAUGCAAAAUAGGGCCGAAGGUGAGGACGCCACCGAAGUGGGAAGGUUAGGUCCGGGCGAUUACUUCGGGGAGAUCGCUUUGUUGCUCGACAGACCGCGUGCCGCAACCGUCGUUGCUACUGCUCCACUGAAAUGUGUCAAGCUGGAUAGGGCGCGGUUUGAACGGGUCUUGGGACUGUGCGCCGAUAUUUUGAAGAGGAACAUAACACAAUACAACAGCUUUGUGUCACUAUCAGUCUAAUUUAUUGUAGGGAUUUCACCGUCUCAUAUAGUAAUAUGGGGUACGCCACGUAAAUCGCCUUCUUUUAGUGCUGUGAUUUCUAUGAUAUAAUGUCAUUUCAACUACCCGCGUCCAUUUCGCAAUCGAAAUUUCAACACUGCGCGCCCGGCUUUACUUUCCCUGUUCACAGUGUAGUUGACGAAAACCGACCAAUUUACAUUAAACGAGAAUGUUCUUUAGGUGACGCACCCUGUAUGUUUUCAUAAUAAAUAAAGAAAAGAAAGCAAGCUUGCGCAGCCAAACUGAGGUCUUCACUGGUCCACGAUAACGCAUUUCUAAGGACUACCGCCUGUUUAUUUACUGUUUGCCUUUUGUGUUUCUUUUUUUGGAUAAUAAAUGUGAACUUGUACGUCUGUUUUAUCGGAUGCUUUAGUAUAGGUUUUUUCAAAUUAGAUUAUAAAUGUAAACUUGUUAAAUGUAAAUCUACAUACAGUGUGUUUGCAAGUAACCUCCUCAUUGCACUGACUUAACAUUUGAGCGGUUCGAACAUGCAGGGUAACAAUAAUAUCAUUUCUUAUUUGACAUUUGGCACCAGACACGUUGGCGAAUUACCACAGGAGCGCUUAUCGAUUGUGUACAAUGAACAAGGAUAUUGGAGGGCUUUAAAAAAACCUGUAUUUAAAGGUUGAUGUUUAGUGUUGUCUCCUUUGUUAAUAUUUAUACGAACUUGCUUUAUUAAUUUGUAGAAAUAAUUUAACAACGAAUUAGUUCUUCAAUAUUAAAAUUGAAUAAUAGUUUGCUCUUGGGUUUUUAUUCACAAAGGCAGCUUUUUAAUAUUAUAUGUGUAUAAAGUUGUAAUUAUCAUGUAUAUAUUUCAUGUUUUCUUCCAUAUUUAUGUAUGUACUUCAGUUCGAAUGAAUAAAAUAGAAAAGACUACAAAA